AUCACCCUUGAACCUGAGGGGGUUUGUGACAUAUAUAGGCCUAGUCAGCAUGAAUUCUCAUGUCAAAACAAACACAAGUUAUGAGCGUAAACCGCAGUAGUAAACUUAUGUAACAACGGGGCGACCUGUGGCUUCAUAAAUAACACAAAAGGUAGGCUGAAAUUUUGUUGUAAAUCGUCUGCAAAGGCGAUUAUCGCAUUUGUUGGUGAACAAGCAAGAGAUGAGCGUCACUUUAAAAAUCAAGCUUGCAGAACCAAGGGCCACAGAAAGCUGCAGAAAGACUCAUAAAAUCAUGGCGACCGAAAAUACCUUCAAAGCUGAAGACUUGGAUCGUCAGUUUUUGCAGUGUACACUUUGCCUCGAUCGCCUGACAAAACCUAAAGUGCUGCCAUGCCAGCACACUUUUUGUGAAGGAUGCUUAGAAUUAUGGGUUGACAGGAAUGAAGGAUUGACAUGUCCUGUGUGUCGCAAGGAUUAUCCGCUACCUGCAAAUGGUGUCGUUGGUCUGCCAGAUAAUUUCUUCAUCAACAAUAUAAUUGAUUUCAUCUCGCUCAAGAAAGAAUGCGAGGAAAAUUCCACAGCGUGCCAUGGCUGCGAGAGGACGGCAUCGAACUACUGCACUGUCUGCUUGGAGUUUUUGUGUAGCGACUGUGGGAGCGCACACCGUCGCUUACGAUUGACCAGAAAUCACAGAGUCCAGUCAAUGGAUGAGUACAGGAGCUCACAGGCAAUGCCGGCAGCACGAAUUAGAAUCCUCAGCCCAGAUCACUGCCCAGAUCAUCCCGAAUAUGAGAUACAGUUCUACUGCCAGACGUGCGAGCGCGUCAUAUGCCGAAAGUGCUGCGCAACGUUGCAUCCUCUUCCUGUCCACAGGCAGCUGUCUAUUGAAAGUGCCGCCGAGAGUCGGCGGUCCUACAUGACUAGCAUGAUCGACAAAGCGCAGAGCAAAGCUCAGAAAGCCAGUGAAACGCUUUAUGGGUUGCGGAAAAUAAAAGAGAACCUUGAUGUCAGUCGUGAAAAACACAUCAACAAAAUCCGGCAACGUAAAGAAUUUCUAACUGGAGUUAUUGAAAGACACGAGGAGAAAAUGAUGGACGAGUAUAACGAUUUCUUCAAUGAGCGUAGUUCAGAAAUUGAAGAGGAAAUUAGUAAGUUCGUGGAGAUAGUUGACGAGAUAGAUAGUAUUAACAGUGUAACAGAGAGUCUUCUGGAAGGUGGUAAGGAGGUCGCGCUCAUGACACAGAGUUUACAGAGUACCGUUAAACUCCAACGCGUCUUGCAGACUGACGUGGAGACACAAAUAACCGAUGAACCUUCGAUCGGAUUCGUUGCCGGCGAAGAUGAUUUAAAUGAAUCCGAAAUAUUCGGAAAGAUUGAGAAAAAUGAAACAAAAAUAUACAGAACCGUUUUCAAUUCUGAGGCACCGCCGCCACAGGUUGUUGCUGUUGGUGAAAAUGUACAGUUUACAUUACAAAUGGACGAUCUUGUCGAAAGAAAUGAAAUAAAUGCUCAACCGAUACCAGUCUCUGCCAAACUCUGUUCACCGACUGGCGAGGUUGGAAUCGCUCGCGUAAGCAAUAAAGAUAAUGGCAACUAUGAUGUAACAUUCCGCCCGAUAAGCGAGGGACGCCACCGUCUUAUCCUCUCCGUUCUUGGGCGUCAACUCAGUGAAAGUCCUUAUUACAUUGACGUCUCGUCGUCGACGACUCAUCGUCUUAAAUUUGGCGAUGGAGAUGGUGGUGACUCGGGAUGUCUUCGGGAGCCCUGGGGCGUGUGCAUGUUUGGUGAAAAACACGUCUUAAUAGCGGACACAGGGAAUAACGCAAUCAGAAUUUUCGACAUUGAUGGACGAUAUAAAACACACCUCUGUUUUCCAAGUUUAGAGAAAAAUCUCGAACCGACAGAUAUCGUUACAACGGGUGACGGUGUAAUUUACGUAUCGGAUGCAGGUAACUGUCAGGUUAUUGUCUGCGAUAUCGAGGGACAUUUACUAGGUCGAUUUGGUAAGAAUGUACUCAAGAAACCAUGUGGUCUUGCCCUCAGUCUCAGUGGUAAUGUCUGUGUCGUCGAUCACGAACUUCACACAGUGAAAGUGUUUACGGCCCGCGGACAACAUAUUCACGAUAUCGGAUACAACGGCAACGGUCGAGGGCAAUUCCGUGGACCCUUGUCAGCUACAGUUAACACAAAAGAUGAGCUAAUCGUGUCAGACCGCGAAAACCAUCGGUUGCAGGUGUUCAACAAGGAUGGACACUUCUUGAAAGAACUCAUAUUAUCCCAGGACGGCGAGGCCCUGAAAUAUCCAAGUGGCAUUUGUACGGAUAAGGACGAUAACUUGUACGUUUGUAACGAUUGGAAUAAUCGGAUCUUGAAAUUCACCUCUGAUGGAAAUUUCAUUUGCCGUAUUGAUAACGAAGUUGACAGACUGAAGUAUCCCAAUGGUGUGUGUAUUAGCAAAGACGGCAGUAAGUUAAUUGUGGUUGACUACGGAAACGAUUGUGCCAAAUUAUUUGACUUGUAAUUCUAAUAAAGUAAGCCAAUGAUUUUAGUUCUCGUCAACAUACGGUACACGUGCGCACGGCAUUGUACACAUCAUUAUAAAUCCAUGGGCUGUAACAUUAAUAUAACUAGUAUUUACAUCAGUUACUAUUGUAUUAAUGAUGUCGAAAUGAAGGAUAAUAUGAAAGUCUAGGAACAGUGGUACACGUAACAGGAAAGACACAAACGCUUUUUAGGGGGAACGUUCUUGGAAACAUUUAUGACAAAGUAUAAUGCAAGACACAUAAAGUCUUACAAAUGACGAUGAUGAUUGUAUAUCAAAAUAGUUAUAAUAAUUGCACAUCAAAUUACAAUUCAAGUAUAAGUAAGUCGAAAUACAGAAUUACAUCAUAAAAGCUGCGCACAUUAGUCUCUAGAGCAUACAGACAGACAGAAAGGUUUUGAGAUGUAAAUUACCAAAGCAUGAAACUUGGCAUAAAAUAUCUUUGUCAUCUGUGCAGAUUAUUAAAAGGAUACGGUAAAUGAAGACAUAAAACAUGGAUUGUAUUUAUAUACUGCGAGACCAAAGUAAUUUAUUUUCGGAAAAAACGCGGAACGUUUUGCAUUAUGUAAGAAAUUGUACAAUUCAGCUUCGAUGAAGCAUGAGGAUAUCUUCUGGUACGGUACUUCCUGAGUAAACAAAUAGGCAGAUUUUUCGAACUAAAAACGGACGUAAAUUGAUGGUAAACAUGUUUCGGGCGCAUGCCUACUCUUCAACCCAUCUUCAGUACAAACACACAGAAAACAAACCAAAACUCGCCAUUCUUAACUACGAGUAUAUAUACUCUACAGAACUUAAAAAUGAAUAUUAAUAAGCUAACUAAAUGUAUUAUCAAUUAAGGUAAUGAACGAUCGUAAUUGAUAAGUAUAUGCAAGGGUCUAUGGAACACCUUGCCUACAUUAGUACUGCAUACUAAUUAAAAAGUUGUAAGGUUAAAUGUUUGAGUUGAAAGAAAGAAGAAGAAGAAGAAGUUGAAUGUUGACAUUUGGACUGUUCCAUUUAACAGUUAUUGGAGGGCUUAAUGGGUUAAAGUGAAUAAUGGAAAAGCGCUUUGGAUGCACCAUGUGUUCUAUUUCUCUAUGUAUCAAAAAUCGAAACACAGGACAGGAAUGAAUGUGUAUAAUUCCUUGAGAUACUUGUUGCUAUUUGAAACCAGAUGAAACUAUUUACCAGGACAGGAAUGGUUCCCCAGAACAAAAAAUAUAGGCCUAUGUCUGAAGCUUUGUCCACACUAUCAAAUAAAUGUGACAUGCCCAUAUUUGGGUUAUAAUAUGUCAUCAUCAUGCCCAUAUAUGGGAACAUCAUACACAUUUGAUAGUGUGGACAGGGCUUUAUUGUCUUGGAUCCUAAACCUCUGUUUACACUAUCUACUACUAAAAGUACUAUGUUAAGUACACAUAAAUAAUUUAGAAAAUUUAAACUGAGUUUGCACUUUAGUUUUACACCUAAACUAUUUUUCGAGAAAUAUUUAGAAUAAAAAUAACAUAAAAGACACAAAGACCUUAUUAUCAUCACGUUUGCUUUUCGAAACAAAACUAUUCGGGAUUAAGUUGAAGGUUGCCAUUAAUGUCUAUGUUAAGUUGAAAAGGUGAAAGAACAAUCUUUUCAUCGUAUAUCAAGUAAAUUCAAUCGACACGUCGCUGUAUAAUAUGACAGAUGAGAUUUAUCUCUCGGAAUGACCUGAUCAUAAAUCCAACCCUAAUAAUAUUUCGCUGAGGCGACCUGUUACUAACUACAAUACAUGUAUGUAACGUUCAACGUUAUCUUCCUCAUAUUUGUUCAUGAAACUCUUUUAUGUCUAUAGGAAAUUAAUAAAUGUUACCGGUAUGGAAUUAACCAGAAUAGUUUUUUAUACACUUUUUUUAAUUAAGAAAAAUUAUAAUACUGCACGAUUAUUAACUUUGAACUACGUAAAAAUUCAAUAAAAAAUUAAAAGAAUAAAUUAGGUUGUUAACGAUAAAUAAGACAUAUAUCAAAACAAUUCAGUGUUUGCUGGUGUACAGACAAAUAUCUACGUUAUUCCUAGAACGAUUACCAGUCGAUUUAGGGGUUUAUGAUAAGAAUAUAAAAAAAAAUAUAGGCAUAUUAUUUAUGCGUCUGUUAAUUGCCGAGAAAUAUUUUUUCGCUGUGAUCUCGAUAAAGAAAAGAAUCACAUAAAUAAGCUAUAGAAGCAAGACAGACACCCAUUUAUAUGUUUUAGGUUUUAUAGCCCAGCAGACAGUAGGCCGUACAAUUUUACAUUGUUUGUCUUCAAUAUUUAACAUGCAGUGUUUAACCAUCAGGACCAGGGAUAUUAAACAACGUAAGACAGGGAUCAUAAUUUUUUUUAAAUCAGAUAAUAGUUUUCCGCUAGGUUAAAUUAUAAUACUCUAUACACAGUGGGCCGUUCCACGAAGCAUCACCCCUUUGAUAUUGUUGAUACGGACACAUACGGCAGCGUAUAAGCAUACAUAAACAAGUGCGUUUGUUUGUGGGACAUGCGCGUAAUCCCGUGCAUUAACCGUCACCGUCUGUCAAGGUCCAUUUUUAUUGACCAUUUAUAACAUACAGCUUGAACUUUACCUUUUAAAAUAAAACCCUUCACUAUAUGUGCGCAUGUUCAAAAGUAUAAUACGUGAUAAAAUGGAUAACAGCCUCAUUAAUGUUUCUACAAGGAAGAGAAUAGUUUGGAAGUAAAUUAUUGGCAGUUCAUAUACUGUACUAGACGUUAUAGUAAACAUGUUUACAGUUAAUGAAAAUAACAAAUGCCCUCGAAUCAUGCAAUAUAAGAAAGACUGAUCUAUACUGAGACAGUUGAUGAAUCCGUGGCUACCAGAACAUGUUAUGUAUAAAUGUGCCAAAACAGCACCUUUAAAUCUGGUAAAAGCACGUGUUAAUCUAGUGACAGCACUAUUUAAUCUAGAGACAGCACUUCGAAGUCUAGGUCAGAACUGAGUCGAUUUUUUGUUACAAGCGUUUACUCCUACGUCAUCAAACGUAAAGAUCACUAAAAAAAAAGAAAUUUAUUGUUUUGUUUUGUACUAUAUUAAUUUGUUCUAAUAUCAAUUGUAAGUUAAUAAUAUCCUUAAAUUUACCAAAAUAUUAAUUCUCAUGCUCUGGUGGUGCUAUCAGGUGGUGGGGGAUAGUCGAUUUUACAUUUGUCAAGGCUUCACUCCUACGUCAUCAAAAUUAAAGAUUACUAAAAAGGGAAAUUUGCUGGAGUUGAAUUCUUCAGUUAGCAGAAUCCAAAUGUUUUGUUUUGUACUGUAUUACUUUGUUCUAAUUUCAAUUGUAAGCUAAAUGUUGUAGUUAAAUCUUACUGAUGAUUUGAUCAGGUGGUGGCAGUACCUACCACCUUUAAGUUCAGUCCACAUUUUGAAAUAUGGCAAAUACAUGUGAUUUGCCCAUAUUUAGGUGUGAUAUGUCAAUAUAUAGGUGUGAUAUGUCCAUAUAUAGGUGUGAUAUGACAUCAUUAUGCUAUAUAUGGGCAAAUCACAGAUAUUUGUUUGAAAAUUGAUAGUGUGCACAGAGCAGUACAAAAUUAUAUUGUUUUUAAAAUUUUUUAAAAUAUAUGAAUCCAUGAAAGAUAUCCAGUGCACAACGUUAAUGUCAUUAUUAUGAUCUUUAUUAUAUAACCACAAAAACAUAGUAAAUAUUUCUUCUGUAAAAUACUUAAAAAUAAAUUUAAAAUAUCCUUAAAACAAUCUUGUUUAUUUCACAAGAACAAAAUUUUACAAUAUUCUACCUAAAAUUUGCUCUUGUGAAAUUUGUGUAGUGUUCAGCUUAUGGAAGCAAUACCUCUGCUGGUUAAAGUGGUUUGAAUGCAAUUCUAAAUAAUUUACAUGCGUAAGUACACUUUUUCGCAACUUGUUUUAAACAAGAUCUCUGUGCAUCUAGAUGAUCAAAUUGCUUAGUGCUUCUCUUCUUUAUGAUUAUAUUCCUUAUUAUAAUUAAAAAUAUGACAAAAUUUUUUAGCUAAUGAGUUAUAUUGGGCACAAACGUUAUUCAUAAAUUGCAGCACCAUGGUAAUAAAUAUUAUGAAAUGAAAUGGUUAUUUAAAUUUGUUAUUCUUACAGAGAAUUAAAAAAAAAAACAUUUUAAAACAUCUCUAAAUAUUAAAAUAAAGAACAUAUUAAUUUUCUUUUAAUUA
Messenger RNA from Anneissia japonica, 6668 nucleotides. Its product is annotated as tripartite motif-containing protein 2-like. The record is from RefSeq and is a predicted model, not a curated record. The transcript has 2 exons. The coding region runs from base 221 to 2521 and encodes 766 amino acids. Gene Ontology annotation, biological process: positive regulation of DNA-templated transcription. Lineage: Eukaryota; Metazoa; Echinodermata; Crinoidea; Comatulida; Comatulidae. Gene Ontology annotation, cellular component: chromatin; nucleoplasm. Gene Ontology annotation, molecular function: protein binding; zinc ion binding; ubiquitin-protein transferase activity.